AUGCUCCUGCUCAAGAAAAGAACCACCCCCUCCCAAAAGGUGACGUGGCAGUGGAAGCCCAUCGUUUCAUCUGCCCGGCCAGACGACCUGAAAAUCUACCACUGGGUUAAAGUGGUGGACGGCAAGGUUCCGGAGGAGGACUAUUCGUUUGCCAAGUACAACAAGCCACCUCAAGUGCUAAGGUAUACGGACGAGGAAUACAAGAGUCUGGUUUACCACCCUCGCUGGUCCCGGGAAGAAACAGACGCACUUAUGGAUAUCUGCACCCGAUUCGGGCCGCGUUUCAUCGUCGUCGCUGACCGUUACAACACCGGCGUGGAGCGUUACAACGAGAGCAUUGACCGUGGGACGGCAGGAGGGGCGGCAGGAGGGGCGGCAGGAGGGGCUGCAAGAGGGGCGGCAGGGGUUGGAGCUUCUGUAACAAAGGCUGGGGAACCAAGGUCAAGUGCGGUAAAGAGGAAAGAAAGGACGGUGGAGGAGAUUAAAGAGCGGUACUAUGAUGUUACCAAGAAGCUCCUUGCUUCACGAGCAGCAGCAGGAGAGGAGGUGCCCAUGGGUCUACUGCCAAAGGAUGGUUACAACAUGCGUGCUGAGGUGGAGCGCAAGACCCUGCUGGCUGCACAGCUGGCGCUGACUAGGCGCCAGCUGGCAGAGGAGGAGAAGGUGCUGGCAGAGGCGGAGAGAAUCCUUAAAGCCCGGGGGUGGAGUGACGAGCAACUGAAAGAGCACAAGGAGAGAUUGCAGUCGAGGGAGAGGGAGAGGGAGGAGAAAGAGAGGGAGGAGAGGGAGAGAGGGGAGCGGGAGAGAGAGGAGAGGGAGAGGGAGAGGGAGAGGGAGGAGAGGGAGGAACGGGCGAGGGAGAGGGAGAGGGAGGCGGGAGAGAGGGAGGUGGAGGCACGGAGGCGGCAGGCAAAGCAGCAAACUGUGAAGCUGGUGAGUAGGAGGGCAAAGCUGGUGAAUAGGAGGGCAAAGCUGGCCUCCAUUCCCCCAUCCCCCACCCUCUCCUCUCGAGCACCACCAGCAGUAGCAGUCACUCCUCUGCAAGACUCCCACGUGGCACCUCCAACUGUGCCCGCAUCAGCGUCCACGUCAGCAGCUGCCCAUGCUGACGUGGUGCCAGCUCAUGCGCCUGAGCGAACACGUCAGCAUGCGGUGUCAGCAGGAGGGGGAGGGUCCCGGGGCGCCCUUGCUGCUCCGGUGUCAGCCCAGGCUGGCAAUGCGAGAGUGCCGCGUGUGUUCGUGAGAGGUCCCCGUCUGGCGUCCACCCUGCUCGCCUCCACCACCACAGCUGGCGCCCGAAUGGCCAAGCGCAUCGAAAACACGCUUCAAGAGCUGGGGGUGCCCCUAGCACCCCGCGUGCCCACGCGGGAGGUGUGUGCGGAGUACGUGGCGCUGAGGAAAGAGGUGGUUGCGCUGCUGAACCUGCAGAAAAAGGUUCAUUGGAAGGAAAACGAGCUUACUCUUUUAAAGGAGAGCCUUCAAAAGGAGACAGGGGGAGGGGGGGGCGGAGGGGGGGGAAAGGGUGUUGCAGGAGGGGGGAAGGGAGUGGCUGGGGUAGGGAAGGGGGUGUCUGGGGGGGCUAAGGGCGCAGGAGGGUCAACAGGGGGAAGCAAAGGGAGUGGGAAAGGGGGAGGGGGAGGAGGAACAGUGAAGGGGGGGGGAGGAGGAGGAGGAGGAGGAGGAGGAGGAGGAGGAGGAGGAGGAGGAGGAGGAGGGGGAGGAGGAGGAGGAGGAGGGGUGGGGGGAGGGGGAACAGAGAAAGGGGGAGGAGGAGGAGUGCAAACAGCUGCUCCAGCAGCAUCAGUGUCGGUCGCAGGAGCAGCAACACACCAAAAGCACCACGACUCGUCCACCCUUGCACCCCUUUCCAGAGCCUACCGAGGCUCAGGUUCGGAAUCAGCUUCGGCGCUGCCUGUGUCAUCGUCUGCUGUUGCAUCAGGCUCGGGUUCCGGUGCUGCUACCACACCACGGCCUGAAGUCGGGAGAAAGCGCCAGGCAGGGUGGAGGGUUGCUGGACCCAGAAACACCGUGCCUGCUGCUUUUGAGGCGCCUCAAAAGCCAGGCAGGGUGCAGUGGGGGUAUGGGGCUGGGGUGGGGCUGGGGCGGGGCUGGGUUGGGGCUGGGGUGGGGCUGGGGUGGGGCUGGGGCGGGGCUGGGGCGGGGCUGGGGCUAGGGUCCUAG
Molecule: messenger RNA, 2181 nt
Organism: Closterium sp. Naga37s-1
Lineage: Eukaryota; Viridiplantae; Streptophyta; Zygnematophyceae; Desmidiales; Closteriaceae
Source: the annotation of a GenBank genome assembly